This is a messenger RNA of Dioscorea cayenensis subsp. rotundata (Guinea yam), 1131 nucleotides long. RefSeq lists its product as uncharacterized. NCBI's taxonomy places the organism in Eukaryota, Viridiplantae, Streptophyta, Magnoliopsida, Dioscoreales, Dioscoreaceae. The transcript has 2 exons. The record is from RefSeq and is a predicted model, not a curated record. The coding region runs from base 217 to 1086 and encodes 289 amino acids.
CCUACCAUGAAAAAGAUUGGAAAACAAGUUUAUUUGUAUUUUCAUUGACUCAAACUCUUAACUUUCAUUUCAUUGGAGUUUUGCAUCUGAAGGUACAGAGAAAGAAUAAUGUGUCACACCUUUGUUCAUAAACUUAUCAGCAUCUGAGUUUUUGAUUUCAGAUAAAGAAGUUCAUCCCUGAAUUUCUGAGGCUUUUCAUGAAUCUUUUCAUCAGAAAUGGGCUGUGUAACAUCGAAGAUCUUGACAAGAACACAGAGCUUAAAUGAAGAGGUAAGAAAUAGUUUCAAGAGUCGAAAAACAAGAUUCGAAAGUUUAGUAGUCUCUUCAAACAACAAUGAUCAAAUCCUAGCUCUUCUGCGCACCGCAAACACCGUCGCGAAAAAGCUCAAUGAAGAAUCUCCGGCGAGCAAAACUGAAAAUACAGCACUGAAACUUACUAGUUCUAAAAGUAUCGAAGUGAGAGAGACGGCCGGUGAUACGUAUCAGUCAUCCAAUAUUAAAGAUGUCGAAACAAUCAACACAUGGGAAUUGUUAGAUGGUUUAGAUGAUCAGAAGCAGAGGUUCAAAUUUGCCGAUGAUUCGAGAGGUAGAAGUUUUCGUACGGUGGAGGAUUUCGAUGCAAUGUUAGCGAAAAAUCAAUCGAAUGAAGUUGAAAAAAGCUUAACUGGUGAAUGUUCAUCAAGUUCUAGUCCUGUUAGCAGUGAACAUGAUGCUGUUGGUGAUGAUUUGCAGAUUAAAAAUGUUGACAUAAAGAUUGAAAAAGGUUGGAAAAGAAAGGCAAUGGCAAAGGAGCUAACAAGUCUAAAAUUUUCGCCUUUUGAGUUCUCAAGAACAGGAAGUCUUAGAGAAUGGCUCAUUACUGGAGGCCAAUUGCAGUCACCUGGAUCUUAUGUCACACCAAAAUUCGGUGAUUUUAAGGUAUCGGUAGAUAAAAACAUCGGUUCAGACAACGAAAAUUCUGUGUUUGAUCCAAUAUUGAUUUCUGAAUUUGAAGAAGCAAUGCAGAAACUAACAAUGGAGGAAGAGUUCAUACUCAAACAGAUUGUAGAAAGCCAAGAAGAAGUCAAUACAGACAUAAAUGUUUGAUUUUCUGAAUUUUUUCAAUACUGAUGUUCUUCAUCUUCAUACCAA